Messenger RNA from Magnusiomyces paraingens, 2547 nucleotides. RefSeq lists its product as uncharacterized. Lineage: Eukaryota; Fungi; Ascomycota; Dipodascomycetes; Dipodascales; Dipodascaceae. The transcript has a single exon. Gene Ontology annotation, molecular function: ATP-dependent protein folding chaperone; ATP binding. Gene Ontology annotation, biological process: cellular response to hypoxia; endoplasmic reticulum unfolded protein response; negative regulation of hypoxia-induced intrinsic apoptotic signaling pathway. The record is from RefSeq and is a predicted model, not a curated record. Gene Ontology annotation, cellular component: endoplasmic reticulum chaperone complex. Bases 1 to 2547 code for a protein of 848 amino acids.
AUGAAACCACGGAUCGCCCCAUUCUUAUCCCUUAUAGCCCUUUUCCUUUCGGCUACAACUGCUGUCAUUCUUAGUAUUGACUUUGGCGAAUCCUUUACCAAAUCUGUCCUUCUCGCUCCAGGUGUCCCCUUUGAACCUGUCCUCUCAUCUGACUCAAAGCGUAAAGAUCUCUCCGGUUUAACCUUCAAGGAUGCCCCUGGUGAAGAUAGUAUCCUCCGUAUCUUUGGCAAUUCUGCUCAAAGCUUCUGGACAAGAUACCCAUCCCAAUCCCUCUUCUACUUCAAGCCCCUUCUUGGAGCCCACGUUAACGAAACAAUCAACAAGUAUAAUGAUCGCUUCCCUGGUCUUAACUUUGUCGCCACCAAAAACAACCGCUCUACUGUUUCUCUUGAACUUUUAGAAGAAACUUAUCCAAUUGAAGAACUCCUCGCAAUGUACCUCCUCGAUAUUAAAACUCGUGCUGCUGGUAUUCUCAAAACCACAAAGGCUUCAGAAACAUUCAACUCCGUUUCUGGUUCUAUCAUUGCCGUCCCUCCAAGCUUUAACAUCUUCCAGCGCCAGGCCCUUGAAGAUGCUGCAGAACUCGCUGACAUUAACCUCAUUUCUUUGAUCAACGACGGCGCAGCCGUCAUUACAAACUACGCCUCCAAAAAUGUCUUCACUACAACCCCAGAGUACCACCUCAUUUAUGACUUUGGUGCAGGUACAACCUCUGCCUCCUUGUUCUCCAUCCGUCACGUUGACUCUCCUGAGUCUACCCUUAUUGAACUCGAAGGAAUUGGAUAUGACGAUUCACUUGGUGGUAACACCUUCACUGCAAAGCUUCAAGCCCUUCUUGUUGCCCGCUUUUUGGAACAUAACAAGUCAAUUAAGUCUCAUGCCCUCAAGGCUGACUCCAAGGCUAUGCGUAAACUUUGGAACGAGGCUGAACGUGUCAAGCUUGUACUCAGUGCCAAUAAUGACGUCUUCUCUCAUGUUGAAUCUCUUCACGAAGACAUUGACUUUAAGACUAAGGUUACCCGUGCUGAGUUUGAAGACCUCAUUAAGGAAGAUUUGGAAAAGGUUACUGCCCCCAUCUACACUGCUUUGAAAAACACUUUUGAAUCUUCAUCUUUUAAGCAUGUUAACCAGCUCUCGUCUAUUAUUUACAUGGGCGGUUCUACCCGUACUCCUAUCAUCCAGGACACUGUUGCCAAGGCCUUUGGUGCUGAAAAAAUUUCCAAAAAAGUGAAUACCGAUGAAGCUGCCUCUAUUGGUGGCUCUCUCCGCGGUGUUGAUAUCUCCAAGAUUUUCAAGACACGUAAUAUUACUGUUGUGGACCGUGCUCUUAAUGAGUACACUGUUGGCGAAGAAAAGCUUGAGCUUUUCCCCCGUGGUCAGAUCCUUGAUACUACCAACACUCUUAUUCUCCCCAAGAUUGAAGGUGAAACCCCCAUUGUUCUUUAUGAAAAUGGUGUUGCCUUUGCUGCUCUCGAGCCCAAGGACUUUGAAGCGUCUUUGGCCAAGGCAUGUGAAGGUGCUGAGGUCCAUGCCACUUUUAGGCUGACUAACUCUCAAACUGUUAAGCUUAUUGACUUGUGGGCCGAGUGCAAGGAUGAAGAAGAUAAGGUUACCAAGACUACUCUUCCUAAAAAGCUUCGUGCUCGUACUGUUCGUCCCAUGGGUCUUGCCUCUAAGCAGUCUUCUAGUGCUCGCAUUGAAAAGUUUACUCUUGUUGAUCUUGAACGUGCUAAGAGAGAGGCUCUGCGGAAUUUAAUUGAGAGCCAGAUUUAUGCUGUCAAAAACUUUUUGAGCCAGUACGAGGAUGAGACUGAAAACAAGGCCGAGGACUUGCCUGUUUUGGAGGAAGAUGAACUGGAAGACUUUAAGGAGCAGCUUACUGCACUUUCUGAAUGGCUUGAUUAUGAUGCACAGAAUGCAAAGAUUAAGGACUUGGAAGAGAAGGAGACCCAAGUGCAGGUCAUUAUGAAGCGUGUUCUCAACACUGAUGAGCUUAUUGUUGAAAAGAAGGAAAGACCCAAGAUGUGGAGUGAUGAACUUGACCGGUUUUCUCAGACCAAUGCAGAAGAUGAGGAAUAUGUUCAGGACUUCCGUUUGGCUGCUGACCGGUUGAGAUCGGUACUUGAAGAUGGCAAGGUGAAGCGGGAAGCUUAUCAAGAAAAGGUUGAUCGGUUGACUCACCGAAUCAAACGAGCAGCUCGCAAGUCGGAUGUGAUUUUGAAGAAUGAGGCCGAGGUGGAGAAUGAUUUGGAGAAGUUAAUUGAGCAUAAGAUUGAGCAAGCAAAGCUGCAGAAACUGUAUGGUGAGUCUUUGCGUCUUAUUACCAGAGCUUCUGCAAAGAAGCCUGAGACUAGUGAGGAUAAGCUGCAGGUACUUUUGGAUAUUCAGAAGUUUACUACGGAUUAUGAGAAUCUUGAAAAGGAGCUGCAAUCGGAUCGUCCACGCAAGAUUGCUGGACUUAAGCGGAUGCUUGCUGCUUAUCGUGGAGAAGGAGCUCCCGAGCAUAAGAAGAAGAAGAAGCGCGAGGAUAAUAAGGAGGAAUUAUAG